Messenger RNA from Colletotrichum fioriniae, 1155 nucleotides. RefSeq lists its product as uncharacterized. Lineage: Eukaryota; Fungi; Ascomycota; Sordariomycetes; Glomerellales; Glomerellaceae. The record is from RefSeq and is a predicted model, not a curated record.
AUGGCUGAACACCAUCCACUUCCCGCGCUGCCUCCCCAGCACCAGCAACCGAAUCACCACUAUCACCAACAAGCUCCCGACUCAUACGACAACGAACAGUCCCAGUUUCCGCCUUAUCAGCAGCAGUACGACCAGCCACAGCCUGUUCAACCGCCUCCCAACGCCCAGGCGCAGUCCCAAUCCCACGCCCAGAAUCAACCUCCUCAUAGACGCUCCAAGUCCCGACCGAGAACCUUCAGUUUCCAGUCCAACAAAUCCCACAAGAGCUCUGGCAGUCACCCCAAGAUCGACCUCCACGAGACACCCGAAGAGAAGGAAGCAAAGAGAUUACACAGCAAAGCUGAUCCUACCGUCGCCAUGAGUGAGGCCGAACCUUCCGCCGUUCAGGCAAUGACCAAGACUUCCUUGGCUCCUUUGCGCGCCAUUCAACACAAGGACACCACCGGUGCCCCAAUCGAUACAGAGUCGGUCCAAACAUGGAACAGACGUAGCAGCUACUAUGCCACCAGUGGAGGACGCCAUCCCCAUGACAGUUACUACAACGGUCGCCCGGGCUCGUUCCGUCCCGAAAGCGGCCAGAUCGAGAUGGGAUCCAAUCGGCAAAGUCACUACGAUCAAUACCAGAAUGGCGGGGGACAUUACAAUGGCGGCAACAACAUUCCCUACCGACAGAGAGUUCCCAGGACGCAAACCGAUCCUCACAUGAAUGGCUACGCACGCGGCGAUCAGAACAUUUAUCCUCUUCCUAACAAGGACCGCUCAUACGAGACUGUUACAUCAGCCGCCGCAAGUGGAAGCUCCGGAGAGCACGCAGGCUACCAUACCGACCCCACUAGUAGCGACAACAGCUCCAUUGAGCGUGGUGGCCCGGCCCGUAGGCCUGAACCCGCCAACGAUUACGGCAUCGGUUUCAGCCAGGACCAAGGGCAUCAGGCGUCUGCUCUCAAGUUCGACAAUGGUGCGCCAAAUGGAAAAGGACAUGCCUAUCAAGCUGUGAACAACGGAGCUCAGGUACCUCAGCAACAGAGCGCGAACGUCCUUCGGAGACCAGUUGGCGCCUCCCCACCACAACAGCAGCAACAGGCGCAGCCUAGACCUGCUGAGCCGGCCAAGAGAAAGAGCUGGUUUUCUAAGCGCUUCAGCAAAUCAUCUUGA